CACUUCCGGCCGCGAAGGCUUCUGGGGGAGCAUGGCCACGCUGAGCAGGACCGGCGCGUUGGCUCGGGCCUUCGUCGCCGCCCGGGGCUCCGGACUCGUUAGGGGGCUUUUCACCUCCGCCCCCACCGCACGGGCCUCCCCAAGAAACCAGGCGGAGCCGGUGCAGGUGGAGGGGGCGUUCCCGGUGACCAUGCUGCCCGGGGACGGCGUGGGACCCGAGCUCAUGCACGCCGUCAAGGAGGUCUUCAAGGCGGCCAACGUCCCCGUGGAGUUCCAGGAGCACCACCUGAGCGAGGUGCAGAACAUGGCCUCCGAAGAGAAGCUGGAACAGGUCCUGGACUCCAUGAAACAGAACAAGGUGGCCCUCAUCGGGAAGAUCCACACGCCGAUGGAGUACAAGGGAGAACUGGCUUCCUACGACAUGCGGCUCAGACGCAAGCUGGACCUGUUUGCCAACGUGGUGCACGUGAAGAGUCUGCCCGGGUACAAGACGCGGCACAACAACCUGGACCUGGUCAUCAUCCGCGAGCAGACGGAGGGCGAGUACAGCUCCCUGGAGCACGAGAGCGCCCGGGGCGUGAUCGAGUGCCUGAAGAUCGUCACGCGGGCCAAGUCGCAGCGCAUCGCCAAGUUCGCCUUCGACUACGCCACCAAGCAGGGGCGCCGCAAGGUCACGGCCGUGCACAAGGCCAACAUCAUGAAGCUGGGGGACGGGCUGUUCCUGCAGUGCUGCGAGGAGGUGGCCGAGCUGUACCCCAAGGUCCGGUUCGAGACGAUGAUCAUCGACAACUGCUGCAUGCAGCUGGUCCAGAACCCGUACCAGUUCGACGUGCUGGUGAUGCCCAACCUGUACGGCAACAUCAUCGACAACCUGGCAGCGGGGCUGGUCGGGGGCGCCGGCGUGGUCCCGGGCGAGAGCUACAGCGCCGAGUACGCCGUCUUUGAGACGGGUGCCCGCCAUCCCUUCGCCCAGGCCGUGGGCAGGAACAUCGCCAACCCCACCGCCAUGCUGCUCUCCGCCACCAACAUGCUGCGGCAUCUCAACCUGGAGUAUCACUCAAACCUCAUCUCUGAUGCCGUGAAGAAGGUGAUCAAAGUCGGAAAGGUCCGCACCACCGACAUGGGCGGCUACGCCACAGCCCAGGACUUCACCCAGGCCGUCGUCGCCAGCCUGCCUCUACUUCCCCCCAAGACCUGAGGCGGACCGGGCCGCUGGGCCAGCAGCAGAAUUCCAAUAAAAGGGGGCUCCGGCCCGCACGGCC
Tachyglossus aculeatus (Australian echidna) is the source of this 1262-nucleotide messenger RNA. It is a transcript of the gene IDH3B, whose product is annotated as isocitrate dehydrogenase (NAD(+)) 3 non-catalytic subunit beta. The coding region runs from base 32 to 1198 and encodes 388 amino acids. The record is from RefSeq and is a predicted model, not a curated record. Gene Ontology annotation, molecular function: NAD binding; magnesium ion binding; oxidoreductase activity, acting on the CH-OH group of donors, NAD or NADP as acceptor. Gene Ontology annotation, biological process: tricarboxylic acid cycle; isocitrate metabolic process. Lineage: Eukaryota; Metazoa; Chordata; Mammalia; Monotremata; Tachyglossidae. Gene Ontology annotation, cellular component: mitochondrion. The transcript is spliced from 12 exons.